This is a messenger RNA of Canariomyces notabilis, 2953 nucleotides long. RefSeq lists its product as uncharacterized. The record is from RefSeq and is a predicted model, not a curated record. The transcript is spliced from 3 exons. Lineage: Eukaryota; Fungi; Ascomycota; Sordariomycetes; Sordariales; Chaetomiaceae. Gene Ontology annotation, molecular function: protein binding. Bases 279 to 2690 code for a protein of 803 amino acids.
AUUCAACUUCAUCAUAGGUUGCACUCCCCUCAGUUAAUUCAGGCUUGUGAAGUCUAUACGGACCAACAUUACUGUUUUGCCGCUCUCUUGCCGAGAGUUAAAUCCGGCAGGCAGCAAGGCAACAACGGAAUCUGGCGAUUCAUGGAAGGAGGGAUAGUUACCGUUAUUUCCAUUGGUUGCCGGAUAUUUCGGUCACAUAUGAUUGACGUGCUCCAGAGCUUCAGGAGAAAUACAACAGUCGUUCACAACCAUCAACAGCCUCGGGCCAGAGAUUCAAAAUGCUUCUGACACAGCUCCCGCCCGAAAUCCUGCACAACAUCCUUAGCUUGGUCGAACUAGACGAUCUGACGGCCAUUCAGCUGACAUGCCGCUUUCUCAACAACUUCAUCCAGGGCAACAACGCCCUCUGCCGCGCCAUCUAUCUCCGACUCUUUGAUGAACCACCAAGAAAGGAUCUUGAUUUCACCCAAGAAAUCCGCGACCUCGUCCGCCUCAAAACCCUCUGCGCACCUACCAAUCAUUUCAUCAGCCUCACCUGCCCCAGACCAUCGAAGGAGGUGGCCUUUGUCCAUAGCACCGUCACCAGGCUACUCCAGAAUGCCGUAACCGUAGUGCCACCACCACCGCCAUCGUUCCCCAUCACACCUAUCGAAGAUGGCUCCAGUAUCGCUGCCACCGGCAGCACCAGCAGCGAAGAGGCCCCUGUUGCACCGCAAAACGCGGAAGGCCACAAAGCUGACCAUCAUCCUGAGCCUGUCCGAGAAACCCGCACCGCCACUACCACCGCCCCCGCCAAACGUGCUUCCCGCUCGCUGACGUAUCCGACCUCCCGCAACGCCGCCUUUCUCGCCGCCCUCUUCGCCGCGUCUGCGCCGGCUGGCCUUGCUUAUCUAACUCGCUCUAGCCUGUUUGAUCGUUAUGAGGAGAUGAAGGCACCGCCGAUGCGACGGCGCAAGCUUGCUGCUGCGGGCGCUGCCAGGGGUCGGCGGGCUGCAUCUGACGCCGACCGCCAGCUCAGCGCCAAACUAAACUGCCUGUACGGUCCCGGCCUUCCUGGCCCCCAGUACGAGCAGUCCAAGUUCAAGACCCCCGCAGACAUGAAGCGCGCCAGCCUGAGGACUUGGGGGUAUCCCUUGGACCAUGGCGACUACGACGAUGCCGACGAUCUGAUUGAUUUUGACGCCGAAGUGGCGGCUGAGAAGGAGCAGGAGGAGGAGAACGAACGGGGGGAGGGGGUAGAAGAGGAUGUACCGCGGUGGCAGGAGAGUGAGUGGUGGAAGGAGUGGCCGUACCGUGGUGGCGUGUACGCACUCGCGUGUUCUAAGGUGUAUGACCUCCGUGAACAUACGACCGGAACGAAGUGGGGCCCGUUCUUGGAUCAGGAUCAGGAAGCGGAUGGUGGUGAUGGUGAUGGUAGACUUUUAGGGGUGAGGGUGGACUGGGAAAAGAUGGAGGCUAUUCUCAUCGUGCUCUGGGCGAACAUUCGGUCAAAGCGCCUCGUGGCGUCACCGAUAUUCGCAAACAUUUGGGCACGCCCGUUUGCCGGGGUUUGGGGAGGGAGCUAUAUCCCAUGGUCGAAGGAGGAAUUCUUCAAGGGGGAGGAGCAAGACGAAACUACAGAGGAUGGGUCGGAAAGGGUUAAGAGAGAGGUGGAAAGGCGCGAUCCCUAUGGGGUGAGCGGCUGCUGGCUGAGGGUGGUCUGUUUCCUGGACUACGCCGACUUUCUUCACUACAACUUCGAAUUGGACGACGAGGACACCCCACCCGGUGUGCCCCGCCCGCCGCUGGAUGUCGGCGAGGCGACGCGGCUGAUUUUGAUGAAAGUCCGGGCGACUAGAAUCGAGCCGCCAGGCGAAGAUGACCAUCCAGGCUACCCUGUCGUGCACUUCGUGGGCGUCUCGCGGGCGCUGGACGGGUCUUGGGAUGAUAAUGCCGACUCAGACCUCCGCGGCACGGUCAGGAUGACGCCUGAGGGCGAAGUGCGAUGGACGUCGUGCUCCAUCUUUCACGGCGAGGAGAGGUGGAAGAGUGAGGGGAUACAGAUCGGCGGUAUCAGGUCGGCGAGGGGUGUUGUAGGCACCUGGUUUGACAAGUAUAUUUCGGCCAUUUCUUUGCUCAUUUCGGCAUUGUAUCAUGGAAAAAGGCUCAUUGGGUUUCUCCUUCUAGGGACUACAGCGAACAAGGACCUUGUGGGCCGACGGCGUUCUGGAAGGUGUCGGACCCCGAGGGGUCGGGAGAUGAGAUGGAAGUGCUGGUCGACGAUGUGCUCCCCAUCAGUAGGUGUCCCUUGGUGUUCUGUAGAUGCGGCAAGGUGGCUGACUCAUGAUGGUGGUGUAGUUGCCGAUGACUUUGACGAGGUGGACUUGGACGGGGAAGAAGAUGACGACACAGAUGACGGUUUCCACCUCGACCGCCUCUUUGAACGCGAGGACGAAGAGGAUGACUAUGAGGAUGACGAGGACGAGGAAGAUGAGAAUGAGGACGAGGACGACCAAGGUGAUGAGUGGGAGGAAGACCUUGAGGACGAGGAGAAUUGGGCCAAUGAUAUCGCCAAUAUCAGUUUCAAUGAUAUGGCCAAUGAUAUCGGUUUCCAAGAGUACGAGGCCGAUUACAUGAAUCGCUUUAACGAGGCCAUGAACCAGUCCGACGAACCGUGGAACUUCAUGCCUGAAUACCAUAACCUGAGCUAGGUAUUAUCUAAUGGGUACAUGGUCCGUUUCUCUUCAAGAUAUGAAGCGGCUAUCUUACUUAUGAUAGCCCUAAGCUAACAAAAAUGUACGAGCUCUCCGUCACAUCGAGGGUGAAGGGUCCGAAUUCACCUUGUUAUGCUCGCACAGCGCUACCACGGCCCCGUCACUGGCCCUCCUCAUGGUGCCCCUGAGGACGGACAAGCGCUUACCGACCUGGACCGCCUCGCACUCGAUGAGCAGCUCGGUGCCUAUGGGCGCCGGGC